Brachypodium distachyon (stiff brome) is the source of this 1492-nucleotide messenger RNA. RefSeq names its product WAT1-related protein At5g64700. Gene Ontology annotation, cellular component: plasma membrane. Gene Ontology annotation, molecular function: transmembrane transporter activity. The transcript is spliced from 5 exons. Bases 147 to 1265 code for a protein of 372 amino acids. Lineage: Eukaryota; Viridiplantae; Streptophyta; Magnoliopsida; Poales; Poaceae. The record is from RefSeq and is a predicted model, not a curated record.
AGCAGUGUAGCAGGUCGUUCGCUAAGCCUAAUUAAGCAAAAUCAGCUUUGGAACACUACUCUACUAGCACUUCAGUAGUAGUAUAAAAUAGGAAGCUGGCAGAUGGAUUCAGACUCCAGCACAGAACAGAGCAGCUAUCGGAAGCCAUGGGGGCGGACGGGAAGAAGCCGUACGUCGUGGCCGUCAUCAUACAGGUCAUCUACGCCGGCAUGUUCGUCGUCUCCAAGGCGGCGUUCGACCAGGGGAUGAACACCUUCGUCUUCAUCUUCUACCGCCAGACCGCCGCCAGUCUCCUCUUGCUGCCUCUAGCCAUCAUCCUAGAAAGGAAGAAUGCGCGGUCAAUGUCGUUCCGGUUGCUCCUGAAGCUUUUCUUGUAUGCCUUGAUCGGGACUACAUUUAGCUUGAAUGUGUACAACGUGAGCCUCAAGUUCACAUCUGCGCCCGUGGGAUCUGCGACCAGCAACUCCCUGCCUGUCAUCACCUUCUUCUUAGCGCUUCUAUUGAGGAUGGAAGUGGUGAAGCCGAAAAGCCCUUCAGGGAUAGCCAAGCUCGGCGGCAUGGCGCUCUGCCUCGCCGGCGUUCUCGUCAUCGCCUUCUACGCCGGCUUGUCCCUGAGUCCGAUAAACCACCACCGCGCCUUCAACGUCAGUUCCAACGUCGCAAGAACCGGAGACACCGACCACGCGCUGUGGAUCAAGGGCACGUUCCUCAUGGUGCUCGCCAACGUGACGUGGUCCCUGUGGAUCAUCCUGCAGGCGGCGCUGCUGAGGGAGUACCCCAACAAGCUGCUCGUCACGGCGACACAAUGCGUCUUCAGCACGGCCCAGUGCUUCGUCGUGGCGGUCGUCGCCGAGGGGGACUUCUCCCGGUGGCGGCUCCGGUUCGACGUCACCUUGCUUGCCGUCCUUUACACAGGGUUUGUGGUGACGGGGGUGUCAUACUACCUGCAAGCGUGGUGCACGGAGAUGAGAGGCCCCGUCUUCCUCGCGGCGUGGAACCCGCUCUGCUUCGUCCUCACCAUUUUCUGCUCCUCCUUCCUGGGCGAGAUCGUUCAUCUCGGCAGUAUCCUGGGCGGGGCUCUCCUCGUCGGAGGGCUCUACGCCGUCCUUUGGGGAAAAAGCAAGGAGGAUCGGGUCGUGCCGUGCGGUGAGAUGAGCACGGUGGAUGGCUCGGAAUCUGCGGUGGCGGCGAAGAGCAAGCAAGAGACUAGGGAGAAUGUGAGUGACGAGAAAACGAUGUUAUCUUCGGGCGCUGAAGAAGUUUGAUUGGGAUGCGCAUGAGGUGCAGCCAAUCGUGGGACACGGCCUCGGCUUCCCUCUCACAUGAGGCCCGUUCUCAGCCCAAUACGUACGAGACCUCAUUGAAUUUUGUGUGCGACAUUCAUAAACCGAAAUGAAACCUUAUUGAAACGAUCUGAAUUGGGUAGUGCACCGACACUGCGGAACGGAUUUAAAGGAUAAGAAUCCAAUCCAAGAAGGAGCCUCGCCAUCCA